AUGUCAGAUUCCAACACAACUGACUUCACCAACCCCUCCACCUUCAUCCUGCUGGGCAUUCCUGGCCUGGAGGCAGCCCAUGUGUGGAUCUCCAUCCCCUUCUGCACCAUGUACGCCAUAGCCAUGUUAGGAAACUUCACCAUCCUGUUCAUCGUGAAGAGGGAGCCGAGCCUUCAUGUGCCUAUGUACUAUUUCCUCUGCAUGCUGGUCAUCACCGACCUGGUCCUGUCCACAUCCAUCUUGCCAAAAACACUGAGCAUCUUCUGGUUCAAUUCCAGGGAGAUCGAUUUCAGUGCCUGCCUCAUCCAGAUGUUCUUCAUUCACUGCUUCUUAGUGAUGGAGUCUGGGAUCCUCGUGACCAUGGCUCUGGAUCGCUAUGUGGCCAUCUGCCACCCCCUGAGACAUUCCACCACUCUGGCAAACCCAGUGGUGGCUAAGAUUGGCCUGGCCAUGGUGCUGCGUGGCAUCAUGCUCAUACUGCCCUAUCCCUUACUGGCGAGGCAGUGGCCAUAUUGCAAAAGCAACAUCAUCCCCGACAUACACUGCACGCACAUAGCAGUGGUGAAGCUGGCUUGCGCCGACACCCACAUCAUUAAUUAUUACAGCCUCUUUGUGCUAUUCUGCGUCAGGGGUCUGGAUAUGUUUUUUAUUGCUGUGUCCUAUACCCAGAUCCUCAGGGCCGUCUUCAGCCUCCCCACACAGGACGCCCGGCUCAAGACUUUUGGGACCUGCAGCUCCCACCUCUGUUCCAUCUUAGCCUUUUACAUCCCAGGUCUCUUCUCCUUCCUCACAUACCGAUUUGGCUACAAUGUGGCCCUGCAUUUCCAUGUUCUCAUUGGCAACGUGAGCCUCCUGGUGCCACCCAUGCUAAACCCCAUCAUCUAUGGUGUGAUGACCAAACAGAUCCAGGACAGGCUGCUCUGGCUCUUUUCUCAUAAAGACAUCUGAAUUGUAAUCCUGGUGCUCUAACUGUCAGACCAAACUGCGUUCAGAGCUGGCUGGUGAGAUAGGCCUGGGCCCACUUCCCUGAAUCACUUACUAGACUGUCAAAGUGACAUUGAAUCCUUUCCUGGCCUUACUGUGCUGUGUCAACGUGACAGACUGGGGAAUCGGUCUGUGUACAACUAACAUAGGGUUCCCAUCGUUCCAACUGCAUUUAACUGGACCACUGAGGGCCCAUGCCCUGCCCUGCCUAUUCCCCCAAGGCCCUGCCCCCUUUUAAUUCUACCAGCAAGGCCCUGCCUCUGUUCUGCCUUUUCCUCCAAAGCCCACCCUUGUCGCUCACUGCUCUUCUCCCCAUCCCCAACCUCUCACUGGAUCAUCUCCAC
Molecule: messenger RNA, 1328 nt
Organism: Gopherus evgoodei (Goodes thornscrub tortoise)
Lineage: Eukaryota; Metazoa; Chordata; Testudines; Testudinidae
Product: olfactory receptor 52R1-like
Exons: 1
Coding region: 1-948 (315 amino acids)
Biological process (GO): G protein-coupled receptor signaling pathway
Cellular component (GO): membrane
Molecular function (GO): olfactory receptor activity; G protein-coupled receptor activity
Source: RefSeq, a predicted model, not a curated record